ACCCGGGCGGCGGCCCAGUGCUGCUGAGGCCCCGGAGCCGCGGCGCAGGGCGGCGGGAGCUGGCGGCCGUGGCGUGGGCAGCGGCGCGGGGCCGGCGGGCGGCCGGGCGGGGCUGCGGCAGGGCCGGGGCCGGGAAGCCGGGAAGCCGGGAAGCCGCCGCCAACGCCGCCGCCUCGGCCGGGGAUCUCGGGCCCCGGGUCGGCUCGGCAGGGCCCCGCCCCGCCACGCCCCUGCGCGCCGAGCAGGCCGAGGCGGAGCGGCGCGCCCCCCGCGACGCCGGAGCCGGAGCCCGAGCGCAGCGGCAACCAAGCGGGAACCGGAGCGGGAGCGGAGCCAGAGCGGGAACCUGAGCUGGAGCCGAAGCUGGAGCCGGCAGUGCGGCGCACGGAGCGGAACGAGGCAGCCAAGCCGAGUGAGCGGAGGGUCCUUCCCUGCGAGAAGUCAGAGCUGUGCACGUGGGCAGGCUGGCUCCGCUGUUCUGCUCCAAGGAUUACAUGUCCUUCAAACGCCCCUGCCCCUUAGCUCGAUACAACCGCACCAGCUACUUCUACCCGACGUUCUCAGAGAGCUCAGAGCACAGCCAUCUGCUUGUGUCUCCUGUGCUGGUGGCAAGCGCAGUCAUAGGCGUGGUCAUCAUCCUCUCCUGCAUCACCAUCAUCGUGGGCAGCAUCCGCCGGGACAGGCAAGCCCGGCUCCAGCGGCACCGCCACCGCCAUCGCCGCCACCACCGCCACCACCAUCGCCGCCGCCGCCGCCGCCAUCGAGAGUACGAGCACGGCUAUGUGUCCGACGGGCACACGUAUAGCCGCUCGAGCCACAGGACACGCUACACCUGCAGCCCUGCUGAGGACUGGCCUCCACCCUUGGACCUCAGCUCUGAUGGGGACGUGGAUGCCAUGGUGCUCCGAGAGCUGUACCCAGAUUCUCCACCAGGUUACGAGGAGUGUGUGGGGCCGGGGGCCACUCAGCUGUACGUCCCCACGGACGCUCCGCCCCCCUACUCGCUGACCGACUCCUGCCCCGCGCUGGACCGCGCCCUGGAUGCGGGCAGUGGCCGCAGCCCCGGCCAACACCAGCAGGCACAGAGACCGCAGCGCCAGAGUGGCCUCCGCACCAUUUCCAUGGACACCCUGCCGCCUUAUGAGGCCGUGUGUGGGGCCAACCCCCCCCCAUCGGGCCUGCUGCCACUGCCGGGACCAGAACCAGGGCCGAGGAGCUCCCAGGACUCACCCACCCCAACCCGGGUCCCAGCCUCAGGCCCAGAGAGGAUUAUAUGA
Messenger RNA from Balaenoptera acutorostrata (minke whale), 1277 nucleotides. It is a transcript of the gene BEAN1, whose product is annotated as brain expressed associated with NEDD4 1. NCBI's taxonomy places the organism in Eukaryota, Metazoa, Chordata, Mammalia, Artiodactyla, Balaenopteridae. The record is from RefSeq and is a predicted model, not a curated record. The transcript has 5 exons. Bases 495 to 1277 code for a protein of 260 amino acids.